UAUAUUUACAUUUAUUGUUAUUUAUUUAACGUUUGGAGUUAAUUUCUUUUUCUUUGGUUCACUUUAAAUUGCAAUUUCCUGAAACAUUAUUAACUGAUUGUUGUUCCAACUAAACAAUUGAUUUCCUCCUUUGCUGAUCAACACCAACAUGGAGGAAGAUAUUGACACAAAUAUGAAAAGCUCAGAGCCAUUGUCAUCAUCUGUUGAUCCAGUGAAAACUGAAAGGGAGGAAGAAGCUAAAUUGAAAGCAAAAUAUCCACAAGUGCAAAGACCGGGUCCACAAUUUUUACAAAAGAGAUUACAAAAAGGAGCCAAAUAUUUCGACUCAGGUGAUUACAACAUGGCUAAAGCAGCAGUGAAAAAUACUGUAUCCAGACAACCAUCUUCCUUAUCAAAAGAACCCACUGUAAAUUUAGUUUCACCUCCUCCAACCGGUGGUACAAUACCAACACCUGAUGCUUUGGCUACAAAGAGAACAUCAAUUCAUUCACUCAGUAAAUUAGCCUCUGAACAUCAACACCAAUAAUAAUAUCAUAGGAAAAAGAGAGAGAAAGACAGACAGACAAGCCGAAUAAACAAAAAAGAGAUAAUCUAAGAGGCAAAGAAACACGAAGUUGUUCAUUUCUCUCUUUCUCUUCAAUCUUUCUCCUUUCUCUUCAAGCCUCUUUUUUCUUCUUCUUCUCUCUUGUUAAUAAAAAAGUGCAUAUGUAAUAAAAGAAAAAGAUAGACACAUUCCAAUCAUUCUAGUAAAGCGAGUUUAUCUUUCAGAGAAAAGGAGAGAAAAACCUAAGGCUAAAUAUCAGAGAAAGAGAGAAAGAAAGAGAAUGAGUGAGUUGUUGUAACAAUUUAGACCAUUUAUUGGCUUUUAACCUCCCAAUCAACUUUUCAAUCUACUUUUUGUAUCCAAUCGUUUACUAUUGACAUCAGAGGAGAGAGAGGAAGAGAGAAGAGAGAGAGAGAGCGAGAGAGAUUAAGUAAAAUCUCUCCCCCUCUCUCUCUCUGGUUUGCAGGUAGCAUUGAACUUUGUGUGCUCACAACUGUGUGUAUUUGCUUUAAUUGUGAUGAAUCUUGUAAAGGAAACGGCAAUUAUUAAAUUGUAGCAAAAGUAAAUUAAUAUUGAUUAAAUAAAGAAGAAAAAAGUUAA
Messenger RNA from Panonychus citri (citrus red mite), 1144 nucleotides. RefSeq names its product cAMP-regulated phosphoprotein 19-like (gene endos). Bases 149 to 526 code for a protein of 125 amino acids. The transcript has 3 exons. Gene Ontology annotation, cellular component: cytoplasm. The record is from RefSeq and is a predicted model, not a curated record. NCBI's taxonomy places the organism in Eukaryota, Metazoa, Arthropoda, Arachnida, Trombidiformes, Tetranychidae. Gene Ontology annotation, molecular function: protein phosphatase inhibitor activity.